AUGGCAAACUCCCAGAUUCCAUUCCGAACCACAACAGCCUUCGUCGAUUUUGAGGUAGCCGCACACAACGCAAUCCGCAAUGUCGUCCCUGGUACAAAACAAUGUAUUAACAUAAAAGGCUGUUUUUUUCAUUACACUCAAUGUAUUUGGCGAAAGGCCCAGUCAACUGGACUCCAGAUACUGUACCGUGAGAACGACGACGUCAAACUACUUGUCCGCCGAGCUGCUGUUCUUCCACUCAUCCCGUUAGACCGCAUAGAGGACGUCUGGUUCCAAACCCUUGAAGAUGCUGAUGAUGCUGACAUACCACAUCCCGUGCUGCUUUUCACAGACUACGUCACAGAUCAAUGGGUAGAAGGAGACCGACCAACCUGGUACCACUUCUCUACAGAAGGACCUCGAACUACCAACCAUCUGGAAGCUUGGCACGGAACCUGA
Mizuhopecten yessoensis (Yesso scallop) is the source of this 438-nucleotide messenger RNA. RefSeq lists its product as uncharacterized. The coding region runs from base 1 to 438 and encodes 145 amino acids. The record is from RefSeq and is a predicted model, not a curated record. NCBI's taxonomy places the organism in Eukaryota, Metazoa, Mollusca, Bivalvia, Pectinida, Pectinidae. The transcript has a single exon.